AUGGCGGCGUACCUAGCGGCGAGGUUGUUGGCCCGAUCGGCCAACAGAAACGCUGGAAGCGCGAUUGCGAGCUUCUCCACGUCAGCAGCGGCUCAGAGCUUUAUGCAGAGGGCUCUGCCAGAGUCAGCAGAGGUAGUUGCAGCGUCACCAGCGGCGUCCGUCGCAUCGUCCAUCAUGCGACGAUGGACCAACGGUGCACGAGCAUUCAGCUCCGCAGCGGGCGGCGAUGUUAUCGGUAUCGAUCUCGGUACCACCAACUCCUGCGUCGCUGUUAUGGAGGGCAAGACCCCUCGGGUUAUCGAGAAUGCUGAGGGAGCGCGCACCACGCCCUCCGUCGUGGCGUUCACCCCCAAGGGCGAGCGGCUGGUUGGCACUCCGGCCAAGCGACAGGCGGUCACCAACCCCACCAACACCCUUUUUGGCACCAAGCGGCUUAUUGGGCGGCAGUUUGACGAUCCCCAGACGCAGAAGGAGGCGAAAAUGGUGCCAUAUAAUAUCGUGCGCGCACCCAAUGGAGACGCGUGGGUUGAGGCGGGCGGCCAGAAGUACUCUCCGAGCCAGGUCGGGGCCUUUGUCCUGGGAAAAAUGAAGGAAACAGCGGAAGCCUACCUGGGUCGGCCCGUGUCCAAGGCAGUCAUCACGGUGCCGGCCUACUUCAAUGACGCGCAGCGCCAGGCCACCAAGGACGCGGGGCGGAUCGCAGGGCUGGACGUGCUGAGGAUCAUCAACGAGCCCACGGCGGCGAGUCUGUCGUACGGCAUGGACCGCAAGGAGGGUCUGGUUGCUGUUUUUGACCUGGGAGGAGGCACCUUUGAUAUCUCCAUUCUGGAGAUUUCUGGCGGGGUGUUUGAGGUGAAAGCUACCAACGGAGACACCUUCUUGGGAGGAGAGGAUUUCGAUAAUGCUUUGCUUCAGCAUCUAGUUGACGAGUUCAAGAAGGAGCAGGGCAUCGACCUCACAAAGGACCGCCUGGCCCUGCAGCGGCUGAGGGAGGCGGCUGAGAAGGCCAAAUGCGAGCUUUCCAGCACGAGUCAGACGGACAUCAACAUCCCGUUCAUCACUGCUGAUGCUACUGGAGCGAAGCACUUGAGCUUCACUCUUACCCGCUCCAAGUUCGAGACUCUGGUGAACCCUCUGGUGGAGCGCACGCGGCAGCCGUGCAAGGACUGCUUGAGGGAUGCGGGCAUUUCGGCGAAGGACAUCACCGAAGUGAUCCUUGUUGGCGGCAUGUCUCGCAUGCCCAAGGUGCAAGAGGUCGUGCAGGAGAUUUUCGGGCGGCAGCCGUCCAAGAACGUGAAUCCGGACGAGUGCGUGGCGAUGGGGGCGGCGAUCCAGGGCGGCGUGCUUCGGGGCGACGUGAAGGACAUUCUGCUGCUGGACGUGACGCCGCUGUCGCUGGGGAUUGAGACGCUGGGAGGAGUGUUCACGCGGCUCAUCAACCGCAACACCACCAUCCCCACCAAGAAGAGCCAGGUGUUCUCCACGGCAGCAGACGGGCAGACGCAGGUGGGAAUCAAGGUGCUGCAGGGCGAGAGGGAGAUGGCGGCAGACAACAAGCUGCUGGGGCAGUUCGACCUCGUCGGCAUCCCCCCCGCGCCCCGAGGCAUGCCGCAGAUCGAAGUGACGUUUGACAUUGAUGCCAACGGCAUCGUGCAUGUGGGCGCCAAGGACAAGGCCACCAACAAGGAGCAAGCCAUCACGAUUCAGUCAUCAGGCGGUCUGUCGGACUCGGACAUUGAUCGCAUGGUGAGGGAGGCGGAGCAGUACGCAGGCAAGGACAAGGAGAGGAAGGCGCUGAUCGAGGCGAGGAACGACGCGGACACCACCAUGUACUCUGUCGAGCGAUCACUCAACGAGCACAAGGAGAAGCUGCCUAGCGACGUGGUGGAGGCAGUGCAAGCGGCCAUUGCUGAUCUCAAGGGGUCGUUGGAGAAGGAGAAUUUGGAGGAGAUCCGGGAGAAGAUCUCCGCCGCCCAGCAGGCCUCUCUCAAGAUCGGAGAGGCUAUCUCUAGGCAAGCGGGCGGCGGCAGCAGCUCGACCUCUUCUGGAGCGGGGUCAACUGGAGGAGCACAGGAGGCGGAGUAUGAAGAGAAGAAUCUCUCGUCUGAGCAGAUUCGUUUUCGGAUUGGGAUGGCCUCUAUUCUUGCCUGCUCGGCUGCAGCAUCAUCCAGCCGCCUCUCAUCAGGCCAUGUCGUCUCCUCUCAGGAGAAGCUCUGUGUAUCUUCUUCUCCUGUCCGCAUGACGUCAUCCGCGCAGCUGCGUACCUCCGCGUCCUCUCCCUGCCUGACCGCGCUGUCGCACAGCCAGUCGCAGACCGACCUGGAAGUCGCAAGCAGGAGCUCGUACCUUCCGGCGACGUCGCCGGCGAUUCCCCUUGACUUCGGGGAAGCCAACGAAGUCAGCGGCGAUUUGCCGUUUCCUCGCGAAGGUUAUUCGCUGGCGUUCGUGUACGGCACCCUGAAGAAGGGAUUCGGGAAUCACUGGCUUAUGCAGAAACUUAUGGCCGAUGGCGACGCCGUUAAAAUCGGGACCGCUCAAACGCUACAGAACUUUCCGCUCGUUUGCGGUCCGUUUCAGGUGCCGUUCCUGCUCCAUCUGCCUGGCAGCGGUCACAGGGUUCAGGGUGAAGUGUACGAAGUGAACGCGAAAGCAGUUGCUGCUCUAGAUGUUCUCGAGGGGACUGACCGGGGACACUACAUGCGCUGUCCGUUGAUGCUCUCGGAUCUUGUUAUGAGCGAGAAAUACGCCGCCGGUCUUGGCGACAGAUUUGCAAAUCUGAAGCAGGAGAACGACGGAGCCGAAGCGCCAGUAGCGUUCAUGGCGGAAGCGUAUUUCGCAGGGCUCGCGCACACCCCGGGACUCGCCAUGGCCCGGCCUAUUGAGAGCUACGACGCGAAUGCUGCAGCGACGUACGUUCCGAGGAAAUUCAGGCCUGAAGGGAAGACGUUUUUGGAGCACGUGCACUCGUGGAUCGUUGACAAGAGGUUGCUGGCUGGAGUGAGCGCGAAGCAGUACAAGUACCCGCUUUCCGUCAUUUAA
Messenger RNA from Closterium sp. NIES-65, 3039 nucleotides. The record is from the annotation of a GenBank genome assembly. NCBI's taxonomy places the organism in Eukaryota, Viridiplantae, Streptophyta, Zygnematophyceae, Desmidiales, Closteriaceae.